Messenger RNA from Esox lucius (northern pike), 2474 nucleotides. RefSeq names its product arfaptin-1. Gene Ontology annotation, cellular component: trans-Golgi network membrane. The record is from RefSeq and is a predicted model, not a curated record. The coding region runs from base 232 to 1353 and encodes 373 amino acids. NCBI's taxonomy places the organism in Eukaryota, Metazoa, Chordata, Actinopteri, Esociformes, Esocidae. Gene Ontology annotation, molecular function: protein domain specific binding; phospholipid binding. The transcript is spliced from 8 exons. Gene Ontology annotation, biological process: regulation of Arp2/3 complex-mediated actin nucleation; intracellular protein transport.
GUAGUUUUGGGGAAACGUUUGGGCUUUGCGAUUGAACUUUCCUUUUCCGGUUUUCAGGGAGUUGUACUUCUAUUUUUCAUGUUAAGUUUCUAGUGUAAAAUGAAUUCUGACGUUUCCAAGCGAAUAUAUACUUUUAUUUAGAAAACACAUUUGUGUGGUAAAUACGAAGAAACAACGCAGAAGAAGCGACGGCUUCCCUUGCUCGGAGUCUGAAUCCGAAGGGGCGGGAGGAUGAUGACGGCGGAGGGGGAGGAGGACUUGGGGGGGGUUGCCAUGGAGACCCCCGUGCCCAGAGGAGAGGCUUCUGGGGAACAAGAGGAGGUUCCCAGUUUCCCUUCCUACAAAAAGUCAGUGGACGAGAACCACUCAGAAUCAGAACCGCAGCAGGGUAAUAACCACUCAGGAUCAGAACCGGAUCCGGAUAAGAACCAGACAGGAACAGAACCGGAUCAGGGUAAGAACCAGACAGGAACAGAACUGGAUCAGGUCAAUGUUCCCCUGACCUCUGACCCAGAUCCUACAGGUUCAGGGAAGCUGUCCACAGGACCGGUGGUUGUGACAGGAAACCAGAAAACGGCCGCCAUCGAGAAACUGGAACGGGUUCGCAAAUGGAGCAUCACUACGUACAAGUGUACUAAGCAGGUCCUGUCUGAGAAGAUGGGUCGCGGUUCCCGUACAGUUGACCCGGAACUCGAGGCUCGCGUUGAUAUUCUCCGUGACGACCGCCGCCGCUACGAUCAUGUGACUCGUCUUGCCCAGACCCUCGCCACGCAGCUCACAGAGCUCAACCAGACGCAAAGGACUCUGGGGGACGUGUUCGCUGACCUCAGCCUUAAAACGCCACCACUACACAUGGAGUUUGGUUUGAACAGUGACACCCAGCGUUUCCUGUCUAAAAGUGGAGAGACUCUGGUCUGGGCUAUUAACUCCUUCACCUCUGACAUGAACACUCUGCUCAACAAGACCAUUGAAGAUACCAUGAUUAAUGUCAAACACUACGAGACUGCCAGGGUGGAGUAUGAUGCCUACCGCUGUGACCUGGAGGACCUGAACCUGGGUCCACGAGACACCGCAACCCUCCCCAAACUAGAACAGGCCCAGAGGACCUUUCAGAACCAUAGGGAGAAGUACGAGAGGUCCAGGGACGACCUGUCGGUGAAACUGAAAUUACUGGAGGAGAACAAGGUUAAAGUGCUUCACCAGCAGCUGAUGCUGUUUCAUGAUGCUGUGGUCUCCUACAACACCACCAACCACCGGCACAUUGAGCUCAGCCUGCAGCAGGCCAGCACCAAGCUCACCAUGCCCGGCACGGAGUCCCCUUCCUGGCUAGAGGAGAGCGGUUCACCCUCCUAGUCCACCAGAUCUGGGGCUCAAUGAAACCUUCCAGCAGCGAAAUACAAGUUCGGCCCCUCCGUUUUUUAGGGCCAAACCGGAGGAAAUCUUUUACACUUGUUUGUGUUCUGUCAUGCUAUAGUGGUAUCUGUUCUCUGACAGGUGGGCGUCUUAACCUCUGUUUGGGAGGAAUAAGCCAUAGGUAAGGUCGGGAAAUUAAAACAACUUCCUUAGAAUGAUGAGGUCUUCCGGAAUUCUGGUUUGGAGAUUCCAGAUUUUUCUCAUUUCCUUCUCACUCCGAGAAUCCUCUAAACAGAAUUUCUGAAGAAUCUUUAGAUUUUGGGAAUGUUAUGCUGCGGCCCUUGCCAUAGAUCUGUUUGUACUGUAAUACCUUUUUCUUUAACUUUUUGUGCAACUCAAACAAAGGUUUUCCAGAAAAAGGUGGAGAAAAAUGCAAUAAAUCCAGAAUUGAGAUUUCUGGAAGACAUGGGGAUUUUGUGAGAGUUUACUAAAUUUCUACAAUCUGAUUCUUACUUUGUGGUUUCUGCUUAUAUUUUUAAGUUGUCUAACUUCAGACUUGUUUAAAACAGUCUUACCUGUUAUUGACUGGGCUAAAUCUAACCAACCUAUAGGCUUGUUUAAAGCUGUCUAACCUGCUAUAGGCUGGUUUAAAGCCGUCUGACCAGUGAAUGGGACGAGCGGGUUGACCAGGAGUGCUGUGGGUCUGCUGGUUUAUUUAUUUCCCUUUCAGUUAUGACCUAGCCUACCCGGUGAUUGGUGUUUCUAUGUUAUGACCAGUGACCAUAAUCUGCCCAGGAGAGGGGAGUGGAAAAAACCAGCAGACACUUCGAUCUCUGUGGAAUGACUUCACCUGUGCUUUAUAUCGAACCAGAACCAUCUGGACAGUACAGUAUUCCAGAAUGUUCUACAAGGUCGUGUUGCCUCCUAGAAUCAACCUGUUCCAAAUGCGUCUUUUGCACUUUUUCUUUAUCUACCAAAAAAGGAACCAUAACUAUGUGUAAUUGUGCUUUUUUUGUGUGGAACACAAUCCAGUGCUCUCUUCUGUGAAUAGUAAUGUUAUUCUGAGUGUGUGGGCAUCAGUGUUUUUGUGUUUUAAAUAAAGAAUACAGUACAAGACUCUU